This is a messenger RNA of Parathielavia appendiculata, 1773 nucleotides long. RefSeq lists its product as uncharacterized. The record is from RefSeq and is a predicted model, not a curated record. The annotation marks the transcript as partial. Lineage: Eukaryota; Fungi; Ascomycota; Sordariomycetes; Sordariales; Chaetomiaceae. Gene Ontology annotation, cellular component: microtubule organizing center. The transcript has a single exon.
AUGGACCCUUAUGGCGCCCCAGCCAGGACCGGCAACAGCCUGGCAAGGACACACCGCAUACAGACAACGCCCACCGAACACUCCCAAUGCUCGCCUGUUUACACCAUCUCACCGCUCCUGCUUGAACGACUCCAACGAUCACGCCUGGUCGAAAACGAUCGCGUCUCCUCCCGAUCGAGCACCGACAUGCUCUCGUCCUCCACCAGCUCCAGACAUGUGCGGAGUCCCUCUCCUACCGGCAGCCACCGGCCGGGAUCGAGUGGAGGGCUCGACCUUGCAAAGGCAAAGAAAGGUUUGGGCGUUAAGGAGAUUGAACAGACCUUAUCCACGCUGCAUAAGCAGAAUUUUGACCUCAAGCUCGAACUGUACCACCGACGGGAGAGACAAACCGCCCUCGAGGAGCGGUUGGAGAGACUGGAGCGCGAGGCGAAGGAGCGAGACGACCUGAAUGACUCGUUGGUCAAGGAGCUAGAAAAGCGGGACAAGGCCGUGGAGGAGGCAAUAUCGAUGAUCCUGGCAUUGGAGAAGCGUGUCGAGCAGCUCCUCCUCGAGAGGAAAAUGGUCCGCCAAGUCGAGGCAGCAGGAAGUGCAUACCCUCCGAUUGACUCGGGUGUUGCGACGCCAGAGCCAAGGAAGCACACGAAAUUUGACCCGUCACCGUUCAGCGAUGCCAAAACACCCAUUCGCAUGCCGAGCUUCGUUUCGGACCGGAGUGAAAACACCGAGAACCUCAGGAGUGUCUAUCUCAAUGCCCUUGCCGGCGAAAGCGCCCUCACCCUCCCCCGCCUAACUGAGGGCACACCCGAUACCACCCGCAUGGACCCCAGGCUGGCCAGCCCGGCCUUGAGCGAACUCAGCGAGAGUUCGUUUAUUAGCAUUUACGGUCACGGUAGGGCCGUCGACCUUUCCUCGCCGCCUGGGAAUAGUCCUUGGCCCUGGGACGGCUCGUCCCGGCCUUCCUUGUCAGCGGUUGAAUCUCCGACCAGGGUGAAGACUGCGACUCCAUCGAGGCAGCACCGACCAAGCAGUUCCCGUGCCGCGAGUGGUCAAUACCACAAUAUUGGCGACGUCCUGGAUGGAGGGCCGUCACCUCUGCAGCGGCUGGAGAGGCUCGAAGUCGCACGUGCCACCGCGAAAGGCUCACCAAGGCCGUCGACCGCGAGCAAGGAGAAAGAUCAGUCACCCUUGGCCCGACCCUCCACCACACAUGCCCAGCCCAAAACCAAAAUGGAAAAGCGAGAAGCCCUUGAGAGAGUCCUUAACCAGGGACACUUCAGCAGUCUGCAAACCCUUCCCCCAACACCCGACACGCUCUCAACCACGACGCUGCCUCAGAACGAGACACCGUCCAAAGACUACAGUCCGGACCAGGAGCGGAGCCACACCUGUGAACUCCAGACGAGCACUUUGAGGGCGACGGGCCGCGAGGAGCAGAAUUCAUCAACCCAGCCCGCUCAACAUCUCUCUACCACUGCGUUUGAGAGCCGGAGACAUCUUCAUCCCACAAAUGCCCCUACGGAGGCGGCCGAUAACCGCCAGUUUCGCCCGCCAUCUGAGACAGCGAAUGCGCGGACUCGCGAUGCUAACGGCGGCGGCGACGCAAGGCCUAGGGCUACUCAUCGCAGAGAUUCGACCACGUCGAGUGUGGAUACCUGGCUUCGCGAAAGCAUGAAGCCAGAGAGCAUGGAUGUGUUGGAUCCCAUGAGCUCCAUAUCCCAGGCGCGCACGAGCCCAAAGUAUGGCCGUAUCUCGCCUGAUCUCUUUGCGUUCCCU